Messenger RNA from Ilex paraguariensis (yerba mate), 579 nucleotides. The record is from the annotation of a GenBank genome assembly. Lineage: Eukaryota; Viridiplantae; Streptophyta; Magnoliopsida; Aquifoliales; Aquifoliaceae.
AUGUUUAAGGAAAUUGACUACAUACUGGAGGGUCAAAAUGCUGAUCGCUUUGCUUCUCUCUAUGCUUGCAACUUCAAUAAUGAGAAGACGAGUACAGCUGGUGAUACUGUUGAAUACCAGAAAGCAAAUGGUAUUAAAGUUCCGAAAAUAUAUUGGAAGCUUACCCGUAAAGCUGUGCUUACUAUGGAAUGGAUUGACGGGAUUAAGCUUACAGAUGAAAUACGUCUAAAAAAGGCCUCUUUAAACCGAAAGGAAUUGAUUGACGAGGGGUUAUAUUGCUCUUUGAGGCAAUUGCUUGAGGUGGGCUUUUUCCAUGCUGACCCCCAUCCAGGAAACCUUGUUGCAACUGAGGAUGGAUCUCUUGCUUAUUUUGACUUUGGAAUGAUGGGAGAUAUUCCACGCCACUAUCGCGUCGGACUUAUUCAAGUGCUUGUGCACUUUGUUAAUCGUGACUCUCUGGGUUUGGCAAAUGACUUCCUUUCUCUGGGAUUUAUUCCUGAAGGGGUUGACUUACAAUCUGUUUCAGAUGCCUUGCAAUCAUCUUUUGGUGAUGGGACUAGACAAUCCCAAGAUUUCCAG